This is a messenger RNA of Leishmania major strain Friedlin, 549 nucleotides long. Its product is annotated as ferredoxin, 2fe-2s-like protein. Bases 1 to 549 code for a protein of 182 amino acids. The transcript has a single exon. Gene Ontology annotation, biological process: P450-containing electron transport chain. The record is from RefSeq and is a predicted model, not a curated record. Lineage: Eukaryota; Euglenozoa; Kinetoplastea; Trypanosomatida; Trypanosomatidae. Gene Ontology annotation, molecular function: 2 iron, 2 sulfur cluster binding. Gene Ontology annotation, cellular component: mitochondrion.
AUGUUUGUCCGUCGCCGCGGUUGCUCCCUUGUGACCUUGCCACUGCCCAGAAGUCUCAGUGGUACGAUGACGCCCAUCAAGCUCUCCAGGUUAUGCUGCGCCUCAGGGACUGGCCUCUCUCCUCCCUCCGUGUCUUCAGCGACGUCCCUCCGCUCCGAGACACCUGGCAAGGUUCUCGUGCGUAUCCGCGACCGUGACGGAACCGCCUACGAGCGUAUGUACAAUGAGGGCGACAACUUGAUGGAGGCAAUCCGUGACGACACCACUCUGCCGGUGGAGGUGCCGGGGGCUUGCAACGGCACCUGCCAGUGCUCCACCUGCCAUGUUCUCCUUCACUCUGCGGAGUGGCUAGGCAAGGUGGGAAGGCUGUUUGCCAUCACGGAUGCAGAGCAGGACUGCCUUGAUAAGGCGUCUGGUGUAUCGGAUGCCUCACGGCUCAGCUGCCAGCUCACUUUGUCAGGGGAGCUCAAUGGAAUUGAAAUCGACCUGCCAAAGAGCACGCUGGACGUGCGAUGGCAGGCUGCCUAUCGACGCUCCACCAAGAAGUGA